This is a messenger RNA of Neoarius graeffei (lesser salmon catfish), 2565 nucleotides long. RefSeq names its product mucin-2 (gene gprin1). Gene Ontology annotation, cellular component: plasma membrane. NCBI's taxonomy places the organism in Eukaryota, Metazoa, Chordata, Actinopteri, Siluriformes, Ariidae. The record is from RefSeq and is a predicted model, not a curated record. The transcript has a single exon. Gene Ontology annotation, biological process: neuron projection development. The coding region runs from base 1 to 2565 and encodes 854 amino acids.
AUGAUGGAUAACAGACUGCCCGAAGCCUGCAAACACACAAAAACAGUAGGCCUUGAAGAGAUCCAUGCUGACACCCAGACCACUGAGACCAAAUCUGGACAGAUUUGCUCAACAGUGGUGAGGGAUUUAAGCCCUGGAUCAAGUGAAGGACCGACACGUAGAGAGCGCUUUAAAUCAGACUUGCAACAAGCCAGCCAAGAAAUCACAAUACUGGUUACCAAUCAUGAGUCACCAGAGAGAGAAAUGGAUGAAGUUGAGUGGAGUGGAGAAAGUGACACCAAUCCGGAGUGUAUGGUGCCAAGUGAGGAGGACAGUUUGGAUGUAUCCAUGGUGGUGGCAGACUUGAUAGAGCUCAGCCAAAUGCAACAUACCUGUUUGAUCAGCAAUAGUUCAGAAGAGCAAAGUGCCAGUUCAGGGAGGAAUAACUUAUCCAAGACGGAUGCAGAUGGAUGUGGAGAAAGCCAUAAAGAAGAAACAAAACCUAAAAGUCAACAGGAGAUGACAGACUCUGAAGCCAACAAAUCCCAAUCUGUAGAGGGAGUCAUUUCAUCUGACUCAGAGGAUCCUAAGAGGUCAGACAAGACAGACAGCAAUGUGGCACUGAAGCAAGCGAAAUCCUUUGAGAAGAGAGACUCAAAUGGGGAUCUAUUACCCAGGCAACAACAGCACAUACAGACACAGGUCAGCCUGGAGGUUGUAUGUCACUCAGCAGCCACCAGCCCUAUGACCCCUCCUGAAGGUUCCACUGCUUUCUCCUUUCCCUACUGUCUUAACAAACUGGGAAAAAGUGAAGGAAAUGAGUCGGUUCCAGUGCAAACAAAGGAUGCUGAGCUCCAGGUUGGUAUGCAAGCGGAGUAUCGAUCAGUUGCCACAGCUCCCAUGACACCCAUAACAACAAAUGCACCUGAAUUACCAGUAGAGACUCGCUCAGUUGCCACAGCUCCCAUGACGCCUGUGGCAACAAAUGCACCAAAGCUACUGGUAGAAACUCGAUCAAUUGCCACAGCUCCCAUGACACCAGUUACAACAAUCGCACCUGAACUGCAGGUAGAGACUCGUUCAGUUGCCACAGCUCCAAUGACACCUAUUGCAACAGCAGCACCUGAACUACAGGUAGAGACCCGCUCAGUUGCCACAGCUCCCAUGACACCUAUUGCAAUAACUGCACCUGAACUACUGGUAGAGACUCGAACAGUUGCUACCAAUCCCAUGACACCCAUAGCAACGACUGCACCUGAACUACAGGUAGAAACUCGAACAGUUGCUACAGCUCCUAUGACACCCAUUACAACAGUUGCACCAGGACUACAGGUUGAGACUUGCUCAGUUGCCACAGCUCCCAUGACACCAAUAGCAACAACUGCACCUGAGCUCCAGGUAGAGACUCGUUCAGUUGCCAUAGCUCCCAUGACACCUAUAGCAACAGUUGCACCAGGGCUACAGGUAGGGACUCGAUCAGUUGCCACAGCUCCCAUGACACCAAUAGCAACAACUGCACCUGAGCUCCAGGUAGAGACUCGCUCAGUUGCCACAGCUCCCAUGACACCAAUAACAACAAGUGCACCAAAGCUACUGAUACAAACUUGUUCAGUUGCCACAGCUCCAAUGACCCCUGUUUCAACCAUUGCACCUGAACUACAGAUUGAGACUCGUUCAGUUGCCACAGCUCCCAUGACACCUAUUGCAAGAAAUGCACCAGGACUACAUGUAGAGACUCAUUCUGUCGCCACAGCUCCCAUGACCCCCAUAGCAACAAGGGCACCUGAGCUACAAGUAGAAACUCGUUCAAUUGCUACAGCACCCAUGACCCCCAUAGCAACAAGGGCACCUGAGCUACGAAUAGAAACUCGUUCAAUUUCCACAGCUCCCAUGACACCCAUAGCAACAAGGGCACCUGAGCUACGAGUAGAAACUCGUUCAAUUUCCACAGCUCCCAUGACACCCAUAGCAACAAGGGCACCUGAGCUACGAGUAGAAACUCGUUCAAUUGCCACAGCUCCCAUGACACCCAUAACAACAAGGGCACCCGAACUACGAGUAGAAACUCGUUCAAUUGCCACAGCUCCCAUGACACCCAUCACAACAAGGGCACUUGAGCUACGCAAAGAAACUCAUUCAAUUACCACAGCUCCCAUGAGUCCAAUCAUCUUAAGCUCACCUGAGCUGAUCCCAGAGCCAGAACCAAGAGCCAUGUCAGGUUCAGAGGAACCACCUGAGCCCGUACAGGAAGUGUGCUGGGAUGAAAAAGGCAUGACAUGGGAAGUCUAUGGUGCUGUGGUUGAAGUAUCUGUCCUGGGCUCAGCUAUCCAGAAGCACCUGGAGAAACAGGUUCUGAAAAAGCAAAUGAAACCACUUGAUGCUGCAUCCAAUCAAACUUUACCUCCAAACACCACAGACACCUCCAGCCCCCUCCCUUCCAGCCCACCUGCAUUGUCAGCAUCGAGUCGGUGCAGCUCAGCAAAAGGUAGCAAGAAAAAGGAUGAGAGGAAAGGAACAAGAGGCAGACGUUCAUUCUUCAGGAACUUCAGAAGGCCGAACUGCUGCUCCCGGGUGCACUCCGAGUAG